AUGAAUCCACCAAUGUAUAGGGAAUAUCGGGAGGUGAAAGAGUUUCAGCUGGUUGAUGAAACGAUACAAAGCGUGGUAGGAGCUGCUUGUUCCUUCGAAUCGGAUCGAGCGACAGUGAUUGAAGUCGGGCAAGAAACUGAGGCCGAUGAAGCGGAGGAUCCAGCGUCACUGCCAGGAACGGAUGCAGAGGACUCGGUGUUUGAACAAGCCAUGCUCCACGUGUUACGAAAUGGCCUGGUGGGUGACUGUAAAAUGGACGAGGAAACCGAACAAUCGUGGGUAGAGUUUCUGAAAGAUGUGAAGACGUUCAUGGGAGAAGGCAUAGCAAUUCAACGAAACACUUACUUGCGAGAGUGUGCAUGA
Messenger RNA from Cooperia oncophora, 363 nucleotides. NCBI's taxonomy places the organism in Eukaryota, Metazoa, Nematoda, Chromadorea, Rhabditida, Trichostrongylidae. The record is from the annotation of a GenBank genome assembly.